This is a messenger RNA of Rangifer tarandus platyrhynchus (Svalbard reindeer), 1482 nucleotides long. NCBI's taxonomy places the organism in Eukaryota, Metazoa, Chordata, Mammalia, Artiodactyla, Cervidae. The record is from the annotation of a GenBank genome assembly.
AUGUGGAGCAGACGGCGAGGCCUCCUCAGGCCGUUAGGCUGCGGAGUGGAGGAGCUACGGUGCCGCCGGCGGGAGCGGGAGGCAGCACUGCGGAAGGCGCGGAGGGAGCAGCAGCUGGUUAGCAAGAGGCUGCUGAGAGACGAAGCUACGGAGGAAGCCGAAGGGGGAUGUGUGGUCGUGAUCCUCGGAGAAGCCGAGAUCCAGGAGUUCCUGCGGUUGGCCCAGCGGGGGAUAGAGGAAAAGGAGAGGGAGAGGGCUCUGGUCAGCCUUCGUCGAGGCUUGCAGCACCCUGAGACACAACAGAUCUUCAUCAGGCUGGAGGGCAGCAUUCGGACCCUGGUUGGGCUCCUGACCAGCAACCAGGCCCUGCUGCAGCUUGAGGCGGCUCGGUGCCUUCAUGAGCUCUCUCACUCUGAGCAGUCUGCGGUGGCUGAGGCCUGCCUGCCAGCAACUUCCUACCUUCUCACCUACCUCUCCGGUCACAGCUCAGACUUUAUAGAGCUCUGUCUGUAUACCCUGGGUAACCUGAUUGUGGAGAGUGAGGCUGUGAGAAGGCAGCUUCUGCCUCAGGGCAUUGUUCCGGCUUUGGCUGCCUGCAUCCAGUCUCCCCGUCUGACUGUGCUGGAAGCCCUUGGAUAUGCCUUGUCCCAGCUUCUGCAGGCUAAGGAGGCUCCAGAGAAGAUCAUCCCCUCCGUCCUGGGCUCUACUCUCCCCCAGCACAUACUGCAACUGUUACAACCCGGCCCAAAGCUGAACCUUGGGGUAGCUGUGGAGUUUGCCUGGUGCCUUCACUACAUCAUUUGCAGCCAGGUCAACAAUGCCCUGCUCAUCACCCAGGGGGCUCUAACCACCCUGGGGCUGCUGCUCUUGGACUUGGCUGCGGCUGUCCAGAGAACUAAGAAUGCAGGACUGGAGCUGCUGGUAUGCCCUGUUGUUCGGUGUCUAAGCAACUUGCUGACAGAGGCAGCAGCAGAGACUGUGGGAGGGGCAGUGCAUCUCCGAGAUGAGCGUGUUGUGGCAGCCUUAUUUAUCCUUCUGCAGUUCUUCCUCCAGGAACAGCCCAGCCUGCUUCCUGAGGGCCUCUGGCUCCUUAACAACCUCACUGCAAACAGUCCUAGUUUUUGUACCUCCUUGAUCUCCCUGGAUCUGAUUGAGCCCCUCUUGCACUUGCUGUCAGUGUCUAAUGUUGUGAGCGUAUUGGUGCUCACAGUUCUGUGCAACGUUGCAGAGAAAGGUCCUGCUUACUGUCAGCAUCUAUGGCCAGGGCUCCUGCUCCCCACCUUGCUGGACAUGCUGGCCCUCUCUGACACUGAAGUAGUAGGCCAGAGUUUGGAGCUGCUGCAGCUGCUGUUCCUCUAUCGGCCAGGGGCUGCCCAGGCCUUCUUGCAGCAGUCAGGGCUGCAGGCCUUACAAAGGCAUGAGGAGGUGGCACAGCUUCAGGAUCGCGUGCAUGCUCUCCAGCAGACAGCUCUUUAUGGGUAA